Molecule: messenger RNA, 1630 nt
Organism: Equus caballus (horse)
Lineage: Eukaryota; Metazoa; Chordata; Mammalia; Perissodactyla; Equidae
Gene: MCRIP1
Product: MAPK regulated corepressor interacting protein 1
Source: RefSeq, a predicted model, not a curated record
CACUCAGGUCUGCUGCUCCGGAAGGGGGCCCGCGGCCCUCACCCGGGAAGGAGGGCGGCAGUGGUGCGGUGCUUGGAGGCUUUGCCUGGGGGUCUUCAGCGGACCGCCAGGCCCCUGUUUGGCAUCUAGUACAGCACUAUGCUGCUGGCAGCUGUUUAGGUCGAGAUCACGUUUUAGAAAUCUCAUUGGCUGCAAGUACUGGGCUGUUGAGAGCCCCAAAGACUCAGAAUAUGCCAGGGAAGUGGAGUCUAAGAAACUCCACUCCAUUCCAAAGGAACACGGAAUGACCACCAAUCGCAUCAUUGAUUCCAACUCUGGAAUAUUCCAUUGUCACUUUUCCAGACAACAAGAACCGCAUGGAUAUCAGGGGAUCCAGGAACUUUCCAGGGGGAUGCAGAGGCCGAGGGGAUCCGGCAGUGGAGUGCAAGGACCAGACACCCCCGCAAUGACCAGUUCCCCUGUCUCCAGAGUCGUCUACAACGGCAAGAGGAACAGUAGCCCCCGCUCUCCCCCCAACAGCAGCGAGAUCUUCACCCCAGCCCACGAGGAGAAUGUGCGCUUCAUUUACGAAGCCUGGCAGGGCGUGGAGCGAGACCUGCGGAGCCAGAUGUCAGGCAGUGAGCGGGGCCUGGUGGAGGAGUACGUGGAGAAGGUCCCCAACCCCAGCCUGAAGACCUUCAAGCCCAUCGACCUGAGUGACCUGAAGCGCCGGAACACGCAGGACACCAAGAAGUCCUAAAGCGUGCCGUGCCCCUCCCCUGGCCUCUGGGAGAUUGGGGUGCAGCUUGAUGUUGGUCUCCUCCUCUCCUGUGGGCCCAGCUCCUGGGAGGGGGAGGGGGCGGUGCUCCCGGUGGGCCACAAACCCCAGGACCAGGAUGGGCAUGAUUGAUGGCCGAGGCCUGCCCCUUCUCCUCGAGCCCCCUCCUUUCCUCUCGAGGGAUCUCAAGCUGCCCCCUAUCAUUGGGAGGGUCUGGGCCCUGCCAGGCCUUGCCUGCCCCCAGGCCUAGCUGCAUCUUUGGAGCUGCCUGGCCCUGCCUGCCCCCCAGGGCCUUAACCCUGACUCUCCUCCCUUUCCCAUCACCUUCCACUGCCUCCGUCCCCCUACUCCUGGCCACUUCCAGGGUCAGGACGGAGACAAGGGGGCCUCCCUUGUCUCCUGGGCUGGUGGGACUGGGCCGAGUUUGUCGUGAGAUGGCCAGGAGGCAGGACAAAGGUGGCCCCACCUGUAGCCAGUGUGGGUCCCCCACCGACUCCUGCUGCUUCUGUGGCUUGGACAUGUUGGGGAGCAUCUAACCCCAUACCCCCCACUGUCCAGCCUGGCCCUUUUCUUCCCUGCAUCAACUUCAGGAUGCCACCAGCUCUCAGGGCCUGGGACACUGCUGGGCGCCCCCUCAAAGGGGUCCUGGACAACCAGGCACGGCCCCCUGGUGUCUGCAGCCCUGUGGCUACAGUAGCCCCUUAGGCAGGGACAUGGAGCUAACCCUGAGCUGGUGAGACUGCCCGGUGGGCCCUGGCUCUGUGCAGUGUGCUGGGAGGGUCACCAGGGCCCCUUUUUCUUCCUGUGCCCUUCAAAAGCCAAGUGUCUGCGAUGGAGUCUGAGAACCAGUGAAUAAAGGCAGGUGGCACUGGA